Molecule: messenger RNA, 450 nt
Organism: Aspergillus oryzae RIB40
Lineage: Eukaryota; Fungi; Ascomycota; Eurotiomycetes; Eurotiales; Aspergillaceae
Product: lipoyl domain-containing protein
Exons: 1
Coding region: 1-450 (149 amino acids)
Source: RefSeq, a predicted model, not a curated record
AUGGCAUUUCAACCAUUGAAGAGAUCGCAUAAUCUCUACAAAUCAGUACUUCAGUUUCACCGCCCCCGAAGAUGCAUUGCAAACAGUCCAACUAGUCUUUGCUAUCAAGAACCAUAUCGCUUUACAUCCUUCUCUUCAUACAACCCCUUUCGGCCCUUCAGCAUCUCCGCCCAACGAUUUAAUUCUAAAGCCACGGUUCAUAUUGACACACUGGGUGGGGAGUCCAUAGACGAGGCAAAGCUGCAGUCGUUCAACCGCAAAGUGGGAGAUUAUGUGAAACAGGACGAUGUGCUAGCAGUCAUUGAAACCGAGAAAGUUGCUUUGGAAGUAUAUGCUCCCGAGACGGGUGUUAUACAACAAGUCUUUGUUGAAGAAGGGGAUACCGUUACUAUCGGUCAAGCUAUUGCUGAGAUUACCAUUAAAUCUAAGCCUGGCGAUGGCAAGGAAUAA